This is a messenger RNA of Magnolia sinica, 1584 nucleotides long. Its product is annotated as putative disease resistance protein RGA3. The record is from RefSeq and is a predicted model, not a curated record. Gene Ontology annotation, biological process: defense response to other organism. The transcript is spliced from 5 exons. Gene Ontology annotation, molecular function: ADP binding. Lineage: Eukaryota; Viridiplantae; Streptophyta; Magnoliopsida; Magnoliales; Magnoliaceae. Bases 1 to 1584 code for a protein of 527 amino acids.
AUGGGGGGUGUGGGCAAGACCACCAUUGCUCAGCUCACCUACAAUGAUGAGAGGGUCAAGGGGCAUUUCCAAAUGAAAAUGUGGGUGUGUGUUUCAGAAGAUUUUGGUGUGAAGCAGAUUACAAAAUCAAGCAUAGAAUCUGCAACUGGGGCUGGUUGUGGGUCAUUAGACUUGGCCCCAUUGCAGGAUCGCCUCCAUUGGAGUCGAAUCAUUGUAACCACUCGUAGAGAAGAUGUUGCAUGGGCAAUAGGAAGGGCUCACAUACACAAGCUGGCUGUCUUAUCCGAUGAUGAUUGCUGGUUAGUGUUCUGGCACAGAGCACUUGAGCAUCGGAAUGUACAAGAGCCUUCAGAGUUGGAAGAUAUUGGAAGGGAAAUCGUAAAGAAGUGUGGAGGGCUGCCUCUCGCAGCAAAGACAAUAGGGAGUGCCGUGUGCUCGAAAAGGACGAGAAGGGAAUGGGAGCUUGUCUUGGAAAGCGACACAUGGAAUUCACAUGAUGUCUUACAAGGCGUUUUACCAGCUUUGUUACUCAGCUACCAUGAAUUGCCUCCUGCUUUGAAGCAAUGCUUUGCUUAUUUCUCCAUCUUCCCGAAAGAUUGGGAGAUAGGGAAGGAUAGGACAGUGAAGUUAUGGGUGGCACAAGGUAGUGACUGUUCACUGGUGAAUAUCAGAGAGCAAGCCUCGCUGAACCUAAGCAAUGUUCGCCAUUCUCUUUUAAUUGACAGUGAUAAAGAUGGUGAUGAAGUGGCUUCCAUUUGGGCAACCUUGUAUAAGGCUAACAAGUUGCGGACGUUGCUAUGCGUUUCAAGAAUCUCCAAGCCCAGGGUGCCAAACAAUUUAUUUGAUCAUUUCAGACACCUUAGGGCAUUGGACUUGAGUGACACUAGCAUUAAGAAAUUGCCUGGAACAGUAGGAAAAUUGAAGCAGUUGAGAUAUCUUGAUUUCACUUGGACAGACAUAGAGGAGUUGCCUGAGGAGGGCACAGGGAGACUAAGUAGCCUUCGGAGGUUGGAUGAUGAUGAGGUGAAGAGAAUGGAUGACGUGCUUGUAAUCCUACAGCCACACGCAAACUUGAAAGAGUUGAAAAUAGUGGGUUACAAAGGUUGGAAGCUUCCCAAGUGGAUAGAGGAUCCGGUGUUCUCCAAUCUAGUGAAGGUGAUGCUCUGGUAUUGUGACAAGUGUAAACAAUUGCCAGGUCUUGGGAAACUACCUUCCCUUAAAUACCUUCAUAUUGUGGGAAUGGAAGAGGUGAGAAAGGUGGGUGGUGAGUUUAGUGGGGAUGAUAAUAAUGAUGGAAGUGGUGGUGGAGGUGUUAUGUCUUUCCCAAAGCUGGAGACCCUCAUCUUCGAAGACAUGCCAAAUUGGGAGGAGUGGGAAUUGAGAGGUAGAUAUGAAGAGAUUAUGCUCUCUCUCCUUGAAUUAGAAAUAUCUUUAUGCCCAAAUCUGAAGGCAUUGCCCUACAACCUUCCACCACUCCUCGAGGAGCUGACUUUAAACAUAGGUAAUGAUGGGUUGCAAUCGGGUGGGACCUUACCCGUCCUCCCCAACCUUAACCACUUGGUGAUUUGUGCAAGUCUGAGCUGA